UCUAAUUUUUAUCACAAACUAACAACACUACGUGUCAUUCGCCGGAUUUCCAGGGAUUUUUAUUAGCCGAAGCUGAUUUAGCGACCUAACGAUGCACACGGUGCUAACACGAGGAAACGCCACGGUGGCGUACACCCUAAGCGUCCUAGCUUGCCUCACUUUCAGCUGCUUUCUGUCUACCGUUUUCCUGGACUACUCAACCGAGGCGAACAUCAAUACCGUCCGAGUGCUGGUGAAGAAUGUGCCGGACUACGGAGCCUCUCGGGAGAAACACGACCUGGGCUACGUGACCUUUGACCUACAGACGAACCUCACCGGCAUCUUUAACUGGAAUGUGAAGCAGCUGUUCCUCUACCUGACCGCCGAGUACCAGACUCCGGCCAACCAGCUCAACCAGGUGGUCCUCUGGGAUAAGAUCAUUCUGCGCGGCGAGAACGCUGUGCUGGACUUUAAGAAUCUGAACACCAAGUACUACUUUUGGGACGAUGGCAACGGACUGAAGGACAACAGGAACGUGUCACUCUACCUCUCGUGGAACAUCAUUCCCAACGCCGGACUUCUGCCUUCCGUUGAGGCCACCGGAAAGCAUGUCUUCAAGUUCCCGGCCGACUACGCCACCUCGUCCAUUUAGAGCUAGGGCUUAUGAUAAUUUGUAGCUGGUUCAGCUUGUAGUGUGUAUUUAAUAAAACCCAAAAUAAAAUCUCUGUAAAGAUUUCGGACUGAAUCCGGUUGAGUUCCCUGCAUUCAGAAGGAUGCGGGAAAAACUCUUAACAAA
Drosophila ficusphila is the source of this 775-nucleotide messenger RNA. It is a transcript of the gene Spase22-23, whose product is annotated as signal peptidase complex subunit 3. The coding region runs from base 92 to 631 and encodes 179 amino acids. The record is from RefSeq and is a predicted model, not a curated record. Gene Ontology annotation, biological process: protein targeting to ER. Gene Ontology annotation, cellular component: signal peptidase complex; membrane. NCBI's taxonomy places the organism in Eukaryota, Metazoa, Arthropoda, Insecta, Diptera, Drosophilidae. The transcript has a single exon.